Molecule: messenger RNA, 366 nt
Organism: Aspergillus sclerotioniger CBS 115572
Lineage: Eukaryota; Fungi; Ascomycota; Eurotiomycetes; Eurotiales; Aspergillaceae
Product: DNA-directed RNA polymerase I core subunit RPA12
Exons: 3
Coding region: 1-366 (121 amino acids)
Biological process (GO): DNA-templated transcription; termination of RNA polymerase I transcription
Cellular component (GO): RNA polymerase I complex
Molecular function (GO): nucleic acid binding; DNA-directed RNA polymerase activity; zinc ion binding
Source: RefSeq, a predicted model, not a curated record
AUGUCUGCGAUCGGAACUCUCGUCUUCUGCACUGACUGUGGCUCCCUGCUGGAUGGCUCCAUUGGAGACCCAACCAAGAUCCUCGUUUGCGAUGUCUGUGGAGCCAGGAACAAAGACACCGUCCCCCAAACCAUCGUCUCCGAGUCCAAACCCAGCGCUUUCCCGUCGACUCUCAGAGCGAAAAGAUCUGCCGUUCAGACUUUGACAGCACAAGACAGGAAUACUGAAGCCCUUGCCCAAUAUACAUGUGUCAAGUGUGGCAGAAAGGAGAUGUACUUCACCACAGUCCAAUUGCGCAGUGCAGAUGAAGGUAGCACAGUGUUUUACAGAUGUGUCUGUGGUCACAAGGAAUCCAUGAACAACUAA